Molecule: messenger RNA, 3260 nt
Organism: Rubroshorea leprosula
Lineage: Eukaryota; Viridiplantae; Streptophyta; Magnoliopsida; Malvales; Dipterocarpaceae
Source: the annotation of a GenBank genome assembly
ACAAUUGGUAUCAGAGCACUUUUGUUCUUGGAGGGACCGUGUCAUCCGAGUGUAAACACGUGAGGGAGUGAUUUCAACCAUGGAAUCCUCUAAUUUCACACCCAAAACUCCAUACUUUGCAGGCCAAAACUACUCUGCUUGGGAACCUGCAGCCUUACCAGAAAACCCAACUUUAAAUAAGAUCAAGAGGCACACAGAAGAGUCUACAAAGAGGUACAAGGCUCUUACGUGUACCCAUGGGUCUGUGUCAGAUGAAAUUUUCAACAGAAUUAUUACUUGUGAGACAGCAAAGGAAGCCUGGGACACAAUCAAAGAAGAGUUCCAAGGAGAUCAAAAAACCAAGGAGAUCCAAAUUAAUAACUUGAGAAGGGAGUUCAAGGUGUUGAGGAUGAAAGAAACAGAGACAGUGAAGGAAUAUUUAGACCGAGUGAUGAAGACGGUGAACCAAAUAAGGGUCCUUGGUGGAGAACUCAGAGAAAAAAAGGUUGUUGAAAAAGUUCUUGUCAGCCAACCAGAAAAAUUUGAGCACAAAAUCUCCUCAUUGGAAGAUUCAAAGGAUCUUUCAAGGAUGACUUUGAGUGAACUUGUUGGUUCUCUUCAAGCCGUUGAGCAAAGAAAGGCUAUUAGACAAGAAAGUACAUCUAAAGGAGCUUUCCUUAUGAUAGAAAAAGGAAAAGCUCAAGUGAAAGAAGAUGACACUCAGGUGAUAGGUGGAGGUAAAAAGCAGUUCAACAACAGAAAAGGAAAAGAAAAGAGAGAGUACCAGUACAGCAGAAAGUGCAAGAAGUUUGGCCAUGUUGAAAAGGUUUGCAAGCAACAAGCAAAUCAUGUACAGCAAGCUAAAGUUGCUGAAAUUGUGGAUGAAAAUGAAGAGAAGUUGAUCAUGGCAUCAAAGGUAGAAAAGAAUUGUGUCGCUGCAAUGAAUGGUGAUUUAUGGUUGAUUGAUAGUGGUUGCACAAACCAUAUGACACCAAAUUUGAGUAUCUUCAAAAGCAUUGACAGAAGUUACUCCUCCAAAGUCAGAUUAGGAAAUGGAGAUCUGGUGCAAGUGAAAGGCAAAGGUGUAGCUGCAACAAAGACUUCUACAGAAUCUAUCAAUGGUAGCAAAUAUUUUCUGUUGUUUAUUGAUGAUUUUAGCAGGAUGUGUUGGGUUUAUUUUCUAAAGCAAAAGUCAGAAGUGUUUAAUAAGUUUGUGCAGUUUAAAGCUGUAGUUGAAAAUGAGAUUGGCAAGUCAGUGAAAGUUCUAAGAACAGAUAAUGGUGGUGAAUAUACCUCACUCCAAUUUGAGGAUUUCUUGAAGAGCCAUGGCAUAAAACACCAACUCACAGUACCAUAUAAUCCUCAGCAAAAUGGUGUAUGUGAGAGGAAAAAUAGAUUAGUUAUGAAUAUGGCUCGAUGUCUCUUGUUUGAGAAGAACUUGCCAAGAAAAUUCUGGGCUGAGGCUGUGAAUACUUCUGUAUAUCUGCUCAACAGAGUUCAAACAAAGGCACUUGAUAGGAAGACACCAUAUGAAGUCUGGUUUGGAAUUAAACCAACCAUUCGUCAUCUCAAGGUCUUUGGUUGCAUUUGUUACAUGCAUAUUCCAGAGGCAAAAAGGGAUAAACUUGAUCGUAGAGCUGAAGUUGGAAUUUUUAUAGGUUAUAGUAGUCAAUCAAAAGGCUACAGGGUGUUUAAUGUGAGGACUGGAAAGAUUGAAGUCAGUAGAGAUGUGAAGUUUAAUGAAGCUGCAACUUGGAAUUGGGUGAAUUCAGAAGUUAUAUCUUCUGAGACUAGUCUUGAAGAUGAAACUGAUGAGGAUUAUGCAGUUAGAGGUACUAUAUCACUAGUUGAUAUUUAUGCAAGGUGUAAUGUUAGUGUUGUUGAACCUCCAAAUUUCUAUGAAGCUGUGAAGUCAGAGGUCUGGAGAGCUGCAAUGCAGGAGGAGUUCAAUAUGAUUCAGAAAAAUGAUACAUGGCAGCUUGUGGAUCGACCAUAUAACAAGAAAGUCAUUGGUGUUAAGUGGGUUUAUAAGGUGAAACUUAAUCCCAAUGGUUCUAUAAACAAGCACAAAGCAAGGCUUGUGGUAAAGGAAUACUCACAGCUCCCUGGAAUUGAUUUUUGUGAGACAUUUGCGCCGGUGGCCAGGUUUGAUACCAUCAAAUUGCUUUUGGCACCAGCAGCUCAUAAAUGCUGGUUUGUAUACCAACUUGAUGUUAAAUCUGCUUUCUUGAAUGGUUAUUUGAAAGAAGAAAUACAUGUGGAGCAGCCUGAUGGAUUUGUUAAAAAUGGUACUGAAAACAAAGUCUAUUUGCUCAAAAAGGCUUUGUAUGGACUUAAGCAGGCUCCUAGAGCUUGGUACAGCAGAAUAGAUGAAUAUUUGCUGAAAUUGGGUUUUGUAAAGAGUCUCACUGAAGUCACUCUUUAUGUCAAAGAAGAGGGAGAUGAUUUAUUGAUUGUUACAAUUUAUGUGGAUGAUUUUCUCAUCACUGGCAGCAAUGAAAAGUUGAUCCAGCAGUUCAAAGUUGAAAUGAAGAAGGAAUUUGAAAUGAAUGACUUAGGGAAAAUGUUUAUGCAUUCUCCCAGUGAAAUACACUUCAAGGCAGCCAAGAGGAUCCUAAGGUAUGUGAAGGGAACAACUGAUUUUGGUGUUCUUUAUAAAAGGUCAACAAAUGUGAAGCUAAUUGGAUUUACAGAUAGUGAUUGGGCUGGUUCAGAGGAAGACAUGAAGAGUACCUCAGGACAGUGUUUUUCUAUUGGUUCAGGGGUGAUUAGUUGGAGUUCUAAGAAGCAAGACUCAAUUGCCAAGUCAACGGCAGAAGCUGAGUACAUUGCUGCUUCUCUUGCUGCAAAUCAAGCUGUGUGGUUCAAGAAACUGAUGAAUGAUUUAAAACAACCUCAGAUACAUCCUACUGAGUUGUUUUGUGAUAAUUUAUCUGCUGUUGCAAUUGUUAAGAAUCCUAUUCUUCAUGGUAGAACCAAGCAUAUCAAGAUCAAAUAUCAUUCUAUUAGGGAGAUGGUUAAUGAAGGUGAAGUUCAGGUUUUGCACUGUGAUUCAGAUGACCAGAUUGCUGAUAUAUUCACUAAAGGAUUGCACAAGUUCAGAUUUGAGACACUAAGAGACAAGCUUGGGAUGAGCAGCAUUAGUGUCAAGGAGGAGUGAAAACAGCAAUGUAAAGACAGUGACACAAAUGCUGUCAUACUAUUUUUUCAGUUUGUAGCAGUUAUUAGUUGGUUUUUAAUCCAAUUUGUUUUUCCAUUGUAGUGCAGUUAACUUUCAGUUU